CCUUAACACAGAACUUCACAUCAUGAUGAGUUGCGGACGUCCAAGUCGCUUUGAAAUUCGGGAUUCGAACCGUCGACCAAGGAAUGAGAUUUCCGAAAUGGUGGAGACUACAAAUACGAAACGAAUCAAACCGAAGCGGAGAACCCGUGCACCCCGUACAAUUGACAAUUCAUUCAUCGAAGAAGAAAUAUCGCGGAACUCUGUCGCUAACUAUGAGAUAGGUAUGAAUUGUGCUAUAUGCUUAAAUAUCGAACUUGACUGGCCACAUCUCUUGCCGUGUGGGCAUUUUUUUCAUAACGCGUGUGUAUCCAAAUGGUUAAAAUACAGUGAUACUUGCCCUGUAUGUUUUCGAAAAUUUGAAAACCAUAGCAAUCAAGUACCUAACUCUUAUUCUGAUGAUGAUGAUAUACAUAGCACUCCUACGCCUAACAUAAUAGUUACAAAUACACAUAUGCCUUCCACCCAAGUUGAUGAUACUUCAGAAUCGGAUUAUUAUGGGCCUGCAGUUAAAAUUCAUAGU
Messenger RNA from Parasteatoda tepidariorum (common house spider), 520 nucleotides. Lineage: Eukaryota; Metazoa; Arthropoda; Arachnida; Araneae; Theridiidae. The record is from RefSeq and is a predicted model, not a curated record.